ACUCUCUUGCUAAAUCUCUUCGCUUUUCUCUUCUUAUGAGCUUCAAUGGCUGCCAAAACCUCACACAAAACCCUCUGCGUCGACUCUCCCAUGCUCAAGAAGAAGCGCCCACGCAAAACCAUUCCAAGAGACACUCCCUUGCCACGAACCUCACCCUACAGGGGUGUUACCAGGCAUCGAUGGACAGGUCGAUUCGAGGCUCAUCUCUGGGAUAAAACUUCCUGGAAUCAAUCGCAGAACAAGAAAGGAAGACAAGUGUAUCUGGGAGCAUACGACGAUGAAGAUGCUGCGGCACGUGCUUACGAUUUGGCAGCAUUGAAGUAUUGGGGUCCGGAAACCGUCCUCAAUUUCCCUCUAUCAAAUUAUGAAGAACAGCUUAAGGAGAUGGAGGAUCAAUCUAAGGAAGAGUACAUCGGAUCCUUAAGAAGAAAAAGUAGCGGCUUCUCUCGGGGCGUCUCAAAAUUCAGAGGCGUAGCAAGACACCAUCAUAAUGGAAGAUGGGAAGCACGAAUUGGCAGAGUCUUCGGCAAUAAAUAUCUAUACCUUGGAACAUACGGUACAGAAGAAGAAGCAGCAGUGGCAUACGAUAUGGCGGCCAUAGAAUACCGUGGACUUAAUGCUGUUACCAACUUUGACCUCAGUCGUUAUAUGAAAUGGCUACGUCCAAAAGACCAAUCUCAACCUCAACUUCAAGCCCACGAUGACAGCCCAAGCCCAAUACCAUCUGGACCUGAAUCUCGAAAUGCCACCUCAACAUUGGGCCCUCCGCCGCCGCCGCCACCUUCUUCACCCUCCACCUCAAACCUUCCUCCUCGUCCUCCUCGCACAUUCCCCGAAGAUAUUCAAACUUUGUUUGAAACUCAAGAUUCAGCUGGAAUCUACACAGACACUGAUGACAUUAUAUUUGGCGACUUGACCUCCAUUGCUUCACCAAUUUUUCAUUGUGACCUUAAUGCUUAAUUAUUAAUUUCAACAACGAUUUCUAUUG
Messenger RNA from Vigna umbellata (rice bean), 988 nucleotides. Its product is annotated as AP2-like ethylene-responsive transcription factor At1g16060. The record is from RefSeq and is a predicted model, not a curated record. Gene Ontology annotation, biological process: regulation of DNA-templated transcription. NCBI's taxonomy places the organism in Eukaryota, Viridiplantae, Streptophyta, Magnoliopsida, Fabales, Fabaceae. Gene Ontology annotation, molecular function: DNA binding; DNA-binding transcription factor activity.